Messenger RNA from Austrofundulus limnaeus, 3299 nucleotides. RefSeq names its product zinc finger protein 423 (gene znf423). Lineage: Eukaryota; Metazoa; Chordata; Actinopteri; Cyprinodontiformes; Rivulidae. Gene Ontology annotation, biological process: regulation of transcription by RNA polymerase II. The record is from RefSeq and is a predicted model, not a curated record. Gene Ontology annotation, molecular function: RNA polymerase II cis-regulatory region sequence-specific DNA binding; DNA-binding transcription activator activity, RNA polymerase II-specific. Gene Ontology annotation, cellular component: nucleus.
GAGAUAAAAAGUACAGCUGCCAGGAAUGUGAAGCUGCUUUUUCUCGCUCUGAUCACCUGAAGAUCCAUCUGAAGACCCACAGCUCCAGCAAACCGUUUAAAUGUUCUGUGUGUAAGCGUGGCUUCUCCUCCACCUCGUCCCUGCAGAGCCACAUGCAGGCUCAUCGUAAGAACAGGGAGCAUCUGGCACUGAGGAAUGAAAAAGAUGGAGGAAAGAAAGGAGUGGGAAUAGAUGGGGACCUGGACCAGGAUCUGUACAUGUGUGAUUACUGUGAGGAGACCUUCAGUCAGACUGAUGAGUUGGAGAAGCACGUCCAGACUCGUCACCCCCAGCUGUCGGACCGAGCUGACCUGCAGUGCAUCCACUGUCCUGAGAUCUUUCUGGACGAGGCUUCACUGCUGACACAUAUAGAAACGCAGCACGCCAACCGCAAACACAAAUGUCCCGUCUGCACAGAGCAGUUCACCUCUGUGGAAGAUGUUUACUGCCACCUGGACAGCCAUCGCCAGCCUGACUCCUCCAACCACAGCGCCGCCAGUCCAGAUCCUGCACUGGGAAGUGUGGCCUCCAUGAGCUCAGCUACUCCCGACUCCAGCGCCAGCCUGGAGAGAGGCUCUACCCCGGACUCCACCCUGAAGCCCAGCCAGGGUGCUGAACGAGGCCGCAGGAGAGGAGCUGACACCACGGACGACGUGGGGAUCAGCUUGGGCCAUCAGGGAGCAGGAGGGGCCUGGGCUAAAGUGACAUACUCCUGUCCUUACUGCUCUAAGAGAGACUUUCACAGUCUGGCUGUGUUGGAGAUCCAUCUGAAGACCAUCCAUGCUGAUAAGCCACAACAGAGCCAUACCUGUCAGCUGUGCUUGGAAACUCUGCCCACGCUCUACAAUCUCAACGAGCAUGUGCGUAAAGCCCACCGCUCCAGUGGAGGGAGCGUAGGUGCAGCAGGAGCUUUCCCUCUGCUCCAGUUCACCAACGUCACGGCCUUUCAUUGCAACUACUGCCCAGAUAUGUUCGGAGACAUCAACUCCCUGCAAGAGCACAUCAGAGUGUCCCACUGCCUGCCCGGGGGGAUCCUGGCUGGGUCCACCACAUUAGAGGGGAACCAUGCCUUCUUCUGCAACCAGUGUUCGAUGGGGUUCCUGACAGAGUCGUCUCUGACGGAACACAUUCAGCAGACCCACUGCCCCUCAGCUGCUGCAUCCGGGGGGUCCGUGGCCAAACUGGAGUCUCCUGUUCUCCAGGCUGCAUCUCAGUCCUUCAUGGAGGUUUACUCCUGCCCUUAUUGCACCAACUCUCCUAUCUUCGGCUCACUCCUCAAGCUCACCAAACAUAUAAAGGAGAACCACAAGAACAUCCCGCUGGCCAACAACAAACGGCAGGCCAAGGUGGCCGACCUCAGCCCCGCCUCCUCUGAUGUUGAGAUCUCCUCUCCAAAACGCCACAAGGCAGGAGGUGACUCCACCCCAUCUGUUGGAAGCAACGGGGAUUAUCCUUGCAACCAGUGUGACCUACGCUUUGCCACUUUUGAGGGUUUCCAGACGCACCUGAAGUCACACCUGGAGAUGUUGCUGAGGCGCCAGUCCUGCCCCCAGUGCAACAAGGAGGACUUUGAGUCGCAGGAAGCACUGCUUCAACACCUGACGGUGCACUACACCACCACGUCCACGCAGUACGUGUGUGAGAGCUGUGAUAAACAGUUCUCAUCUGUAGAUGACCUGCAGAAACACCUGCUGGACAUGCACACCUUUGUCCUGUACCACUGCACGCUCUGCCAGGAGGUCUUUGACUCCAAGGUUUCUAUCCAGGUGCAUUUAGCAGUGAAACACAGCAACGAGAAGAAGCUGUUCCGCUGCACCGCCUGUGCCUGGGACUUCAGGAAGGAAGCAGAUCUUCAGCUCCACGUUAAACACAACCACCUGGGCCAAAGGUUGGGCCUUCCAGGAGGCCUUGCAGGACUCAAACCCAGAAAGUGCAUCUUCUGUGGUGAAACGUUUGGAACCGAGGUGGAGCUGCAGUGUCACAUCACCACACACAGCAAGAAGUUUACGUGUCGCUUCUGUGGCAAAGCCUUCCACGCCAUCGCCCUGCUGGAGAGGCACCUGCGAGACAAACACUGCAUCUUCGAGGGGAACGGAGGUGGGACCGGGAGCGGCGGGAGUCAGAACGGGACCCCCAACGGUCUGGCUCAGACCUCCAAACGAGGAGGAGGAAACGGUGCAGGAGGAGCUGACAGAGCAACAGCUGCUGCUGUGGAGCAGGCAGACCUACAGAACCUCCUGCUGAAGAGCGGCGUUGUGGGGGGAGCCUCGUCCCAGGGGGGGGACGCAGCCAACAGUCAUGAGGCGAGCGGCGGAGAGGAGGAGCUGGACAACUCUGAGCCCAUGUACGCCUGUGACAUCUGCGGGGCGGCCUACACCAUGGAGUCCCUCCUGCAGAACCACAGGCUGCGGGACCACAACAUCCGGCCAGGAGAAGAUGAUGCAGGUUCCAGAAAGAAGAAGGCAGAUUUCAUUAAAGGAAACCACAAGUGCAAUGUGUGUUCCAGGACCUUCUUCUCUGAGAACGGUCUUCGUGAGCAUGCUCAGACGCACCGCGGCCCUGCCAAACAUUACAUGUGUCCCAUCUGUGGCGAGCGCUUCCCGUCUCUGCUGACCCUGACUGAACACAAGGUGACCCACAGUAAAAGCCUGGACACAGGAACCUGUCGGAUCUGUAAGAUGCCCCUGCAGAGUGAGGAGGAGUUUAUUGAGCACUGUCAGAUGCACCCUGACCUGCGCAACUCCCUGACUGGCUUCCGCUGCGUGGUCUGCAUGCAGACCGUCACCUCCACCCUGGAGCUGAAGAUCCACGGCACCUUCCACAUGCAGAAGCUUUCCAGCAGCUCGGUGCCGGGGGGAGCCGCAGGCAGCAACGUGGGAGCGGGCGGGGGCGGAGGCUCGGCCUCGUCCUCCCCCAACGGACAGCUGCAGCAGCACAAGAUGUAUAAAUGUGCUUUCUGCUUGAAGGAGUUCAAGAAUAAAGGAGAUCUGGUGAAGCUGGAUGUGAACGGGCUGCCGUACGGUCUGUGUGCUGCCUGUAUGAGCAGGGGAACAAACGGCCAGAGUCCCAGUGUGGGAGGAGCAGGCACACCUGCAGACACACAGCUGGAGAAGGCUGUGAACACGCUCAGGUGUCCAGAGUGUGGAGUCAAGUUUGAAAGCCUGGAGGACCUGGAGACUCACGUCCAGUCCGAUCACCCUGAGGUCAGCCCUGAAAGCAGCGCAGCGCUGAAGAAGGCGGAGUCUUCACCUGCUCCCAAG